This is a messenger RNA of Manduca sexta (tobacco hornworm), 3316 nucleotides long. RefSeq names its product inter alpha-trypsin inhibitor, heavy chain 4. The coding region runs from base 255 to 3017 and encodes 920 amino acids. The record is from RefSeq and is a predicted model, not a curated record. The transcript is spliced from 23 exons. Lineage: Eukaryota; Metazoa; Arthropoda; Insecta; Lepidoptera; Sphingidae.
UUUGUGUGGGUGAUAGGUCGUGAUCGCAUGUUGUUUCUUUUUGUGCGAUACCUAUAUAUAAUAUUCCGUCUGCAUACAUAAGCUAGCGGCGAUCGACAUCGUAACGAGUUUGGCGCUGGACGAGGGCGGACGCACACGCCUUACGUCACACACGCCCGUCAAUUGUUUAUCCUUCGCUAGUGUUCGCGGAACGUGCCAGAGCUUGGACAGCAAUUGAAGCAAUCAUCUUGUUAAAAGUAAACAAACGUGUCACAAUGGCGCGUCUGUCGUAUCACCUAGCAGUGGUUACCGUCAUAUUAUACGGCUUAUUUAUGAAUUGUGCUGCUGAACAGACUACAGAAUCUUUGGUUAUUUCCAAAGUCGAGGAUGGUUCAGCAGACGCGCAGUCGGAAGCGCAAGCGGAGCAGGUCACCGAAGAGCACACGCCGCCCAUCAAGCUGACAGAAAUGGAUGUAAAGUCACAUGUAUCAAUGAGAUACGCACACACCGCGGUGGUGGCGCACGUCCGCAAUCCAGCCAAGCGAGCGCAAGAAGCCAACUUUAGGGUGCUGCUGCCCGAGACAGCUUUCAUUAGUGGAUUUGUUAUGACAAUCAACGGAAAAUCAUACAAAGCCUACGUGAAAGAAAAAGAAGAGGCUAAACAAAUUUACCAAGACGCUGUAUCGCAAGGCAUUGGUGCAGCUCACAUCGCUGCUAAGGCCCGGAAUUCAAAUCAUUUUACUGUUUCGGUGAAUGUGGAACCUUCAUCUGUAGCCGUAUUUAAUUUGACUUAUGAAGAGUUGCUGCAACGUCGAAAUGGCGUGUACAAUCACGCAAUUAACUUACACCCGGGCGCGCUUGUCCCCAAGUUCACUGUCUCGGUCAACGUCCAAGAGUCUUCCAAUAUCACCAUACUGAGAGUGCCAGAAAUGAGAACAGGCAACGAAAUAGACGCCACUAACGAAGAUCCUGCUUUGUCAAAUGUUGUUAUUACAAGAAACGCCCACGACGCCUCCAUCUCAUUUUCACCUGAUUUAGAUGAGCAACAAAGACUUAUGGCGCUAUAUCAAGAAAAGGCAAAACAAUGCGAAUGCGAUGAAGGUACGGGUAUUCUCGGCCAAUUCGUGGUACAGUAUGAUGUAGAUCGACCCAACAACGGAGAAGUUUUAGUAAAUGAUGGUUAUUUCGUUCAUUUCUUCGCACCGAGUGACUUGCCGCCUCUCCACAAAUAUGUUGUGUUUGUACUCGAUACGUCGGGUUCAAUGAUGGGCCGUAAGAUUGAGCAAUUACAUACCGCAAUGAAUACAAUACUCAGCGAAUUAAAUCCAGGAGAUUACUUUAGUAUUGUCGACUUCCAUUCAAAUGCGAAGGUCCACGAUCUUGCGGAAGCUACUCAAGAGCCGGUAAAACGUUUUUACUAUUACGAUUUGAGUGCAGCAAGUAAAGUAACUUUGAUACCUGCAUCACCGGCGACCCCCGAGAACAUUGAUAAAGCUAAAGUUAUCAUACAGAGAUUGGAAGCUAAUGGUGGUACCAACAUUGAAAGUGCGUUAAAUGUGGCUGUAGACCUCAUCAACAAGCGCGUUGAAUUGACCAAGUCUCAGAGCAAUUCAACAGCGGUGCAAGCUGCAAAUGAUGGCGCCCCUACAUUAGAGCCAAUGAUCAUCUUCUUGACUGACGGCGAUCCAACUGUGGGAGAAACCAACACCAACACAAUCAUCAACCAUAUCACAGAGAAGAACUACGGAGUGAACAAGGCUGCCAUCUUUGCACUUGCUUUUGGAGAAGAUGCAGAUCGCAAGUUCCUCCGCAAGCUAUCGCUGAGGAACAAUGGUUUUAUGAGGCACAUAUACGAGGCUUCCGACGCGGCGCUGCAGCUCCGAGACUUCUACAGGCAGGUGUCCUCGCCACUCCUCGCUGAUGUCAACUUCGUUUACCCGCCGGAUCAAGUGAAAGAAGGGUCUGUGACGAAGAAUAAGUUCCGCGCCUACUAUGCUGGCUCCGAGGUGGUGGUGGCGGGCAAGGUGGCCGCCGGAGCCGCCGAACUGGAGCCGCAAACCCUCGCCUUCUGCGGCGAUUUUAACGAUGGCGCGCGGAAAAAAUUCGAGAAGAAAAUUAAAGUGCCUGUGAAUAAAAAUCCGGGAUACCUACCUCUCGAACGGCUGUGGGCGUACCUCUCUAUAAAGCAACUGCUCGAUGAAAGUGACGCUUCUGAUGCAACUGAAGAAGAAAAGAAGCAAGAAAACAGCCCAGAAAAGAAAGCAUUGGCUUUGGCUCUUAAGUACGCGUUCGUGACUCCACUAACGUCCCUAGUGGUCGUGAAACCCAACGAAACCAGCGCUGUGGACGCAGAAUCUGUUGACAAACAACCUCCGAACAUUUAUACCUUUGCACCCACGAGACCAGUCGCUCCAGUGUACAAUUCGAUCAGUCAACCUAUGUUUGCUCACUCCCAGGCGGGAUUAAUAGGCUCAGCAUUCUAUGACAGAGCAUCCUUCACCUAUAGCAGAUUACCUGGUAGACCCAGUGCAGCGUUUGGACUGGCUGGCCUAGCGGCACCCGCGUUUGAUUACGGACAAUCUUAUUAUCAUAAAAGUUUACGACACUAUUUUAAAUCCAAGAAAACUCAUAGAUUGAAGGGUGUACCUAGACACGAGGAAGAGGAUUUCGAUGCAUUGGUUCUCACCACCACUCCAUUCACGAAUGAACAAUUAUUAGUAACUGCCCCGAGUCGCGACGUCUACGGUCUAGAGCCGUUCCCGUGGACCGAGGGUUUAUUGGACUUCGACAAGGACACGCUCUCAUUCGCAACUAACGCUACUGUCACAUUAAAAGUGACCAGAAAUCCCACAGCUCCGAGAGCAUCCGGUGGUGAUGCAAGUUGUUCCAACGCUAUCGAUGGCGGCGACGGCCUGUGCGUGUACUUGACGCGCUGUCACAAGGCGCGCGACAUCACACUCGACAUAUACAAAACCACUUACUGCUCCGUCGAGGGAGGGUACGCGGGAGUUUGCUGCAGCGCGAAAGAGAUUCAUUAGUCAUUUACUUAGAAAAUAAAUUGUGUAUAAGUUAUAAUCGCACUUUUGAUACAGAGUAAAAAAUAUUUUGGGGGUUGAUUAUUUUUGGUCAGAAAAUUACCAAUGAUAAAUUUUAGUCUAUUGUAAAUUAUACUACAAUUGGCGAAAUUUCAUAGAUAUAACAUUAUCUUUAUCUUAUUUAUGUCAGUUUUAUGUACUUCAUCUUUUGCCUACAAAAUGAAUAGCAGUCUUCCAUUUUAAUACAGGGUGUUUAAAUGUUAUUGCUCUACCUAUUUAAUAAAUUUAUAUAAAUAAUAAAA